Funneliformis caledonium is the source of this 450-nucleotide messenger RNA. The record is from the annotation of a GenBank genome assembly. NCBI's taxonomy places the organism in Eukaryota, Fungi, Glomeromycota, Glomeromycetes, Glomerales, Glomeraceae.
AUGUAUCAACCACCCGCACUUGAAAAUGAUGGGGCGGAACUCAACUUCAUGAAUGAUGGAGACAAAUAUUUACCUCGGAACGAUCAAGACCUUCGUGAAAUCCUCCGCAUAUUCGUGUCAAAUAAAAAUCUUGCUUUAGCGCCUACGGCCAAGUUUACUGUAUUCAUCGAGACGCCAUCAAAACCAUUCAACUCCUGGACCUUCCCUAAAGUGUGUGAGCUCUAUGAGCUUAGCGAUGACCCGAAUCCUAGUAUUGAUGUCUAUUCCGUUUUUCAAUGCGGAUGUGCUAACACUAAGGAGGAAAAGUAUAAAGAAGCGUUGCGUAAAUUUUUUGAUGAAUUGGAAACUCGUGUCACGACAACCCCAUUGACGUGUCCUAUGAGGCCACAAAAAGCAUCUAUUCCUAUUCCUUUCUCGCCUCAGCAACUUACCCAUUUAAAAGCCAAAUAA